Molecule: messenger RNA, 3059 nt
Organism: Chinchilla lanigera (long-tailed chinchilla)
Lineage: Eukaryota; Metazoa; Chordata; Mammalia; Rodentia; Chinchillidae
Gene: Cd38
Product: CD38 molecule
Exons: 8
Coding region: 841-1764 (307 amino acids)
Biological process (GO): positive regulation of B cell proliferation
Cellular component (GO): plasma membrane
Molecular function (GO): NAD+ nucleosidase activity; phosphorus-oxygen lyase activity
Source: RefSeq, a predicted model, not a curated record
ACAGAUGUUCUGUGGAGAAAGCAAAGACAAGACAAAGCCCAUGGGUGUUUAAACUCCGAUUCCCACCCUGUCCUAAACUCAUGUCACACACGGAGGAACUGCACCUCUUCUGCGGCCCAGUAAACCCCGCAGUAACAGGUUAGCGACCACUGAGCAAGGGCCAGGCAUUGUGCUCAGCCCCUCGGAACACGAACCCACUCGAUCCUAAAACCCUGAAAGCCGGUAGGGCCACCAAUCUCCGCCUCCCAUCUGAAGGCGGACAGGUUAAAAAGAGCUUGCUGAGUCCCCCAGCCAGGGCUGGGCUUGAGGCCGGAGCUUCACCACCGGUGCUUCUUAGAGAAGGAAUCAAACUGAAGUUAGGCUGAGCACGCAUUUGUCGAAACUCAGAAAGAGACGUGGGCACAGGGCCGCCUUCUCAGGCAGAAGGCGCUGUGUGAACGCGGGGACGGAGCCCGGCAAGGAGCACAGCGGCUCAAGCGUGAAGAGCAGAGUUGAUAAACGCGGAGGGCAGGGACACACCGUGUGACCGGGGCGCCUGCAGAGGGUUCCAGGUAGCACUUUCUCCCCCGAGAUGAGGACCUGGGCCCCUCAAUGUACUGGAAGCGCUAGGCUGGAGGACGAUUGUGUCUUUUAAGUCCUUUCAAGCCUUACUGGCCCGGCGUCCCACGGAAACUUUGAAGCAGGGGGGUUGGGAGUGAGAAGCGAAGCAAAGAAAAAGCAACCGAAAGGAAGCGGGGAGGUUCAGUGUCAGACAGCCGGCGCUCUCCUCUCUUCCUGCCCGGCCUCCCGCUGCCUCGGCCUCCCUCGGCUUGGCACCCCGACCACCCCGCCUUCCGUCUCAUGGCCAACUAUGAAUUCAGCCCGAUGCCCAGGGACGAGCGCUGCUGCCGGCUCUCUAGGAGAUCCAGGGUGUGUCUCUGCCUCGGUCUCCUGGUCCUGGUGGCCUGCGCGGUGGUCCUGGCGGCAGCCCUGACGUGGUCCCGCGCACAGACGCCCGAGCCCUUGGCGUGGAACGGGGCGGGCACCACCCGCAACCUGUUGGAGCUCGUCCUGGGCCGGUGUUACAGCUACACGCAGCUCGUCCGGCUGGACCUCAGAAGCAAAGACUGCCCAAAGAUACUAGAUGCAUUCAAAAAUGCAUUCAUAUCAAAGAACCCUUGCAACAUUACGAAAGAAGACUAUGAGCCCCUCCUUGACUUGGUCAACCAAACAGUACCCUGCAACAAGAGUCUGUUCUGGAGCAAGUCGAAGGACCUGGCCCAUCAGUACACCAGGGUGCAGGGCGAGAUGUUCACGCUGGAGGACACGCUGCUGGGCUACCUUGCUGACGACCUCACGUGGUGUGGAGACCCUGGCUCUGCAGAACUGAACCAUCAAUCUUGCCCGCACUGGAAUGAGUGCCUCAGCAACCCGGGCUCAGUGUUCUGGAAAGUGAUUUCCCAGAAGUUUGCAGAAUCUGCCUGUGGUGUGGUCCAGGUGAUGCUCAAUGGGUCCCUCAGUGAACCCUUCCGAAAAUCCAGCACUUUUGGAAGUGUGGAAGUCUUUAAUUUGGAUCCAAGGAAGGUCCAUACAUUACAGGCCUGGGUGAUGCAUGACAUCGGAGGAAUUUCCAGUGACUCAUGCUCGAGUGCUUCCAUCAAUGAACUGAAGUCAAUUGUGACUGAAAGGAAUAUGACAUUUACCUGCCAGAAUAACUACAGGCCUGUCAGGUUUAUUCAAUGUGUGAAAAAUCCUGAGCAUCCGUCUUGCACAUCUGAGAUCUGAGCCAUGGUUGUGUUAGAUCUUGGAUGCUUUGUGGUACACAGGACUCAACAACACCCCAUGGAAAGCGGAUGACUUGGGCGAGAAUUCUCAAUCAGAAGGUCAACACCAAAGACGGAAGCUUUGUCCCUCAAAGUACCAAGAUAACAUAUGUUAUCAGCAUAGUUUUUUUUGUGUGUGUUCUACUAAUAUUCAACAAAAAUUGUAUAAAAUUAGAAUGAAGAUUUUAUACUAAGUUAUUUUUAAAAUUUUUUUUUCAUGUUUUGCGCUUAUGUUGUUUAUAUAUUGGUAACUUUUGGGGGGCAGUGCUAGCAGUUAAGCCAGUGUCUCAUGCAAGUCAGGCAAGUGCUGUAUGACUGAACUACAUCCCCAGUGCAGCUAGUACCAUACUUUCUGAUGAAAAAUGACCCCAGCAAACCUCUCUUAUUAAAACAGGCAAAAGAGGAAAAUAAAAUGCUCCAACUUUUCAGAAGACAGUACAGCCCAAGCAAACAACUUUAUCUCAUGAUCUAUAUUUGCACCCUUCCUAAGGCUAAAGUCAUACAUUUAGUAUCAACAUAGGAGUUGGAUUUGAACUCCGCUCCUUCCAGCUCCAAAGUAUAUGUAGUAUGUGUAGUUUCUCCUUCUAGGCAUAUAAUACCAAGCUGACAACAUCUUAUGUCCUCCAACAAAUGUGUGUCAGAUGAAAUUAAACACAAUAAAAUCUAGAGUAUGAUCUUUCUAGAUGGUAUCAAAACAGAUUAAUUUUUUCCUCCUCAUGUUCAAUAUCUUACAUAGAGUCCGCUGUUAAAAUACAUUUGAUCUUGAUACCGGUCAUUUAUGUUUUCUUCCUUUUUUCCUUAGAUUAGUUUUGUUUGAGAUUUAUCCAUUUUAUCAUUUUUUAAAAGAACUGACAUUUAGCUUUGUUGAUUUUCUCUAUUUACUUGGUUUUUGCUCUUUAUUUUUAGAAAUAUAAAAAUUUCUUCUGAUUUCUCCAAGUAUCUUUAUUCAGUUUCUUGAGAUGGAAGCUCAGGUCACUGCUUUUUGAGCCUGUUUUCUCUUCUUUUACAUGUUUUUUAGGAGUAUAAAUUUUCCUCGGAGCCCUGCUUUGGUUGCAGCUCUUAGGUUUCCAUAUGUCUUUUUUGACUAUCAUUCAGUUAGAAGUAUUUUCUGAUUUCAUUGUUAUGAAGAAGUAUGUUGCUGGAGAUUUAUUAUUUUUCCAAAAACAGAUGCACUGAAUGAGAAUUAAAACAUGAAGGCUAGGCUUCUUCAAAGAAUUUCCUUGGUUUGUUGAAGAUGGAAUAAAUGUUGGAAUCAAA